This is a messenger RNA of Saccoglossus kowalevskii, 1340 nucleotides long. Its product is annotated as transmembrane protein 181-like. Gene Ontology annotation, molecular function: toxic substance binding. NCBI's taxonomy places the organism in Eukaryota, Metazoa, Hemichordata, Enteropneusta, Harrimaniidae. The record is from RefSeq and is a predicted model, not a curated record.
CGCCAUAUUGGAAAUUUGGAGCUGAGUGAAUUUGUCAACAUUGAACUGACGGCAAAAUGAUCGUCGAACCGUCAGUUCAGAUGCGUCUUUAUACGCUCACAAAGAGACAGUUUGUAAUGGUAUUUGUAGGAUUCUUUCUAUGUUUCUUCAUCACAGUAUUAAUUGGUAUUGCAGGUCCACCAUUGGUCGAGAGUUAUGAACAGAAUGCCUCACAGCUUGUGCCUGAACCAGAAAAUCUAGCAGUGGGUCCAUUUCAUUUAAAAUCACCAACAUUAUCUACAUUUAAUCAGCAACUAUGGCUAUCAGCAAAACCAUUUUUAGAUCAUGCAAAAGAUGAAGUUUUUGCCAAAACAUUUUUGAUGAGUGUUGAGGUUCAUGGUCAAGAUGUAGAUACCACAGUGCACUCCCUUAGUGAAGCUGCACAUAAUAGAACUAGGUGGAUAAAAUGUGCACAAGAAUGUGAAACAUUCAUAGUGUUACACCUCCCAUAUUUGGAUUUCACAAACUUUCUUAUCAUCUUAAAAUUUUAUGGUUUGGAAUCAUUACAAGAGAAUAUGAAAAAUAUUGUAUUUCGGUUUGACACAUUUAAUCCUUCAUUCACACAAGUGGAAAUCUGGUUUCGAUUUAUAUUCCUUGUUCUUACAUUCAUUGUCACGUGUCUGUUUGCUCAUUCUUUGAGGAAAUUCUCCAUGAAAGACUGGGCAUUUGAACAGAAAUGGAUGUCAGUUUUAUUACCUCUUCUUUUACUCUACAAUAAUCCAGUAUUUCCAUUGACUUUUCUUGUCAACAGUUGGGUUCCUACAAUGUUAGAUAAUCUGUCUCAGGCCACAUUCUUGUCAGCAUUGCUACUAUUCUGGUUGUGUUUAUACCAUGCUGUGAGGCAGAGUGAAAGAAGAAUCUCAACUUUCUACUUCCCAAAGUUACUUAUCACUGGUAUACUGUGGCUGACAGCAUUUUCGUUAGCAACGUUUCAACAAUAUAAUGAAUUGAAUGAUCCUACCUUCCAGUAUAAAGUAGAUACUGGUAGUUUUUUAGGUUUAAAGAUCUUCUUCUUCAUAGUUGGCAGUAUUUAUUUAUUGUAUCUUAUCUUCUUAAUAGUUAGAGCCUAUACAGAACUUAGAUCAAUGCCAUAUUUCGAUUUAAGACUCAAGUUUAUGACAGCUCUUAUGUUUUGUGUUGUUACGAUCAGUGUAACAAUAAUGGCACUCAGAUUUGGUACUGGUGUGUUGGAUCCUAACUUUGUUCCAGAGUUAGCAACACGAUAUCAAAAUUAUAUCCUUUUAUCGUCAAAACAUUUAUUGUGCAUUACAGCCAUUAUUAGUGCACUCUGCAUUAUUUAA